Molecule: messenger RNA, 1698 nt
Organism: Ctenocephalides felis (cat flea)
Lineage: Eukaryota; Metazoa; Arthropoda; Insecta; Siphonaptera; Pulicidae
Gene: Snmp2
Product: sensory neuron membrane protein 2
Exons: 10
Coding region: 167-1651 (494 amino acids)
Cellular component (GO): membrane; cytoplasm
Molecular function (GO): scavenger receptor activity
Source: RefSeq, a predicted model, not a curated record
AUAAGUGUUUAAUUGUAAUAUAAAUUAGCAAUUUAUACUUUUGAAAAGUACACGUAGCAGUGAAGAAGUGUUUUUAAGUUUUUUAUAAUAGAAAAAAUAUUUAUUAUAGAUGCUAGUUCAUAGUUUAUACUUGUACAAAUCUUGCUAAAAAAAUCAAUUUUUAACAAUGAAGCGAUAUUGUUCACUCAUAAUUUCUGGGGUGGGUGUUUUAUUAUUUAUUUUAGGACUAGUUUUAAUUUUUGCUGUGAUUCCUCCAAUUAUUGAUGAUAAAAUAGAAGAGGAAAUUAUAUUGAAGAAUGGCACAGAACAAUUCGAACGUUUUUUGACAGUACCCCAGCCCCUGCAUUACAAGAUAUAUUUCUUCCAUAUAAAAAAUCCUGAUGAAGUACAUGCUGGCGCAAAACCAAUAGUGGAAGAAAAGGGACCUUAUGUUUAUAGUAUGCGAAAUGAGAAGAAGGAUGUCAGAAUUCAUUCUGACGAUGAAGAAAUUGAGUUUAGAGUAAAAUUAAAUAUUCAAUUUGAUUCGGUUGCUUCAGCACCCUUAACAGAAAAUGACGAGAUAGAAGUUUUAUAUGUUCCUAUGAAUGCAGCAUUUAUGGUUGCUGAAGAGCUAGGCCAAGGAGGAGUUAUGUCAAGUGCCUAUAACAAGGUUUUCAAUAAUCCUAAGACCAUGUUUAUUAAGACAACAGUCAAGGAAUACUUAUUUGAAGGAGUCAAGUUUUGUGUCGAUCGAUCAGCAAUACCUAGCAUCGUCUGUUCCCUGGUGGAGAAACAAGGAUCUCAGACAAUUCGGAAAAGUACCACGGACAGAGGACUACUUUUCUCCUUCUUUAAUCAUAAAAAUACGUCCGAUGAUGGAUUGUGGAACAUAUACAGUGGCAAAAAGGAUAUUUUAGAUGUCGGUCAACUUACUUCUUGGAACAAUGAGACAUAUAUGAAACUUUGGAAAGAUGGUAAUUCAACAUGCAAUAAAGUUCAAGGCACCGACAGUACCAUGUACAGACCUUAUCGACAUGGCAAAGAGCCGGACGAUUUCAUGUGGGUGUUUAAUUCGGAUAUUUGCAGGGCCGUAUCAGUGCAUUAUAAAGAAAAGCGCGAAUUCAAUGGUAUAGAAACAUUCAGAUACGAGGCCAACGAUGCGUUCAUGGUGAAACCUGAAAAAUGUUAUUGCCUCGGUAAAACAACAGGUAUAACAGAUCCAGAUACUGGCUGUUUGUAUGGAGGUGCAUUAGAACUCUACACAUGCCAAAAAGCUCCAGUGGUUCUAACACAUCCACAUUUUAUGAAUGCCGAUCAAAUUUAUAAGGAUACAGUUGAUGGGUUAAGAAAUGACACAAGUAGUGAAGAACAUGGAACUUUUAUUGAAGUGGAACCGCAUACUGGAACUCCGAUUAAAGGAUCGAAAAGAGUUCAGUUUAACAUGUUCAUUCGUCCAAUCAAGAAUUUGAAAUUUACUGAAAACUUGACCACUGCGCUGGUUCCAAUUAUGUGGGUCGAUGAGGGAAUAAUACUGAAUGACGAGAAUCUUGACUUACUCAAUGAAAGUUUAUUUGAUAAAUUACUUAUUGCUGAUGCGGUCACGUGGACGUUAGUAGGAGUUGGAGCUGUUAUUGGCGUUGCUGGUAUUAUUUGGUGGUUUUGCAAAAAAUAAACCAAGGGUAUAAAUAAUAGAAUAGCUAAUAACUAUAUGUGAUACAG